This is a messenger RNA of Saccostrea cuccullata (small rock oyster), 518 nucleotides long. RefSeq lists its product as uncharacterized. The transcript is spliced from 3 exons. The record is from RefSeq and is a predicted model, not a curated record. Lineage: Eukaryota; Metazoa; Mollusca; Bivalvia; Ostreida; Ostreidae. The coding region runs from base 81 to 518 and encodes 145 amino acids.
CCGAGAAGUGUUUAAAUCUCGAAGACUCCCUCUGCAUCAUUAGUUUUGAUGAGCAAUCUAGCAGGGAACACCAUCUACCAAUGACGAAAGAAAUCACAGAAUCCGGUGAAUGGGCAGCUAAACUUCAAACUAAGAGAGUCACCGUUAAAGGAGGUUAUAGCGACCAGAUCAAGGAUAUGAUUCCACCAUCUAAGGUUUUUCUUGUUUACGUUAAUUACAAUGAAGGAAAUUUAAUCCUGGAACGCGAUAAUCAAGGGCUUAGAAGGAGGACUGUUAAAUAUCUUUUAGAAACAGGAGCCAUUGUUUUUAUCGUGUAUUGUCUCGAAAAGUCAUCAGAAAAUCUCCUGGAUGAGAUGUAUGCACAGAAACUUUCCAGCAUCAGCUAUGAUUCCAUGCUGAAGAAUUUCAGUGCAAAGAAGAGGAUACUUAGUAUUUACAAAAAGUACAGUCGACAUCAGCUUGUGGCCAUUUGCCAACAAAUCAAUAAUUUUAACAAGGAAAUAUUAGAGAAAGACUGA